AUGGCCGACUUCGCCUGGAACAAAGCCGAGGAGGGCCUGUCCCAUUCCCCGGAAAUCGAUAUCGCCAUGGGCGCGUUUUCGGAGCAGUGGAAGCCGCGCGGCUUCACUGUCAAGAAUUUCCAGGAGGGGCUGCCCGUUGCGGGCUUUGAUGGGGGGCCCGUGGGCGAGAAGAUGUGUAGGUUCUCGGGGCGUGAGGAUCCGGGCUAUCAGAAGGUUUCGAAGGAGCUGAAGAUGUUGGUGGAAAGUUCGGCGCGUCGUUAG
This is a messenger RNA of Aplosporella prunicola CBS 121167, 261 nucleotides long. RefSeq lists its product as uncharacterized. The transcript has 3 exons. The record is from RefSeq and is a predicted model, not a curated record. Lineage: Eukaryota; Fungi; Ascomycota; Dothideomycetes; Botryosphaeriales; Aplosporellaceae. The coding region runs from base 1 to 261 and encodes 86 amino acids.